Molecule: messenger RNA, 444 nt
Organism: Zootoca vivipara (common lizard)
Lineage: Eukaryota; Metazoa; Chordata; Lepidosauria; Squamata; Lacertidae
Product: histone H2A-like
Cellular component (GO): nucleosome
Molecular function (GO): protein heterodimerization activity; structural constituent of chromatin; DNA binding
Source: RefSeq, a predicted model, not a curated record
AUGUCUGAUGAUCCGUGUGAUACAGAAAGCUGGGAAGAACCUGAGCCAUCGUGCCAUGCGAGGAGGCCGAAAACAUCUCGCUCUUGCCGGGCUGGGCUGGUAUUCCCUGUAAGCCGCAUUGAAAGAUUCCUCCGGAAGGGAGACUACGCAGAGCGCAUUGGAUCAGGGUCGUCUGUGUACAUGGCCGCAGUGCUUCAGUACCUGACCUAUGACAUUAUGGAUAUAGCUGGGAACAUUGCUAAAAACGACCACAAGCGCCGAAUUGCCCCCCGGCACUUACAGAGAGCCAUCAGUGAUGAUGCUGAACUCCACUCUCUGCUUGGAGGUAUCACCUUCCCCCAGGGGAACACCCUGCCCAAGAAUAAGACCACCGCAUCAGCCAGGAGGGGGAAGGGCAAGAAAUCUGGCAAGGCCGUAAGAGCUCAAAAUGUUGUUACUGCAUAA